Messenger RNA from Sphaeramia orbicularis (orbiculate cardinalfish), 1153 nucleotides. RefSeq names its product sporozoite surface protein 2-like. The transcript has 2 exons. The record is from RefSeq and is a predicted model, not a curated record. Lineage: Eukaryota; Metazoa; Chordata; Actinopteri; Kurtiformes; Apogonidae. The coding region runs from base 38 to 1054 and encodes 338 amino acids.
GCUCUUAACAAGCCAAUGAUGAGCAAGUGUGGAGCUGAUGACUGAUAAAAGGACUCGGCCAAUCAGACAGUCCCAGGAACGAGAGGCGGUCCCAGAGGAGGACGGAGAUCGGGUGUCACAGGGACCAGAACCUUUAGGACCAUCAGAACCUUUGGAACCAUUAAAACCUUUAGGACCAUCAGAACCUUUCGAACCAUUAAAACCUUUAGGACCAUCAGAACCUUUAGAACCAUCAGAACCUUUAGGACCUUUAGAACCAUCAGAACCUUUAGAACCAUCAGAACCUUUAGGACCAUCAGGACCUUUAGAACCAUCAGAACCUUUAGAACCAUCAGAACAUUUGGGACCUUUAGAACCAUCAGAACCUUUAGGACCAUCAGAACAUUUAGGACCUUUAGAACCAUCAGAACCUUUAGAACCAUCAGAACAUUUAGGACCUUUAGAACCAUCAGAACCUUUAGAACCAUCAGAACAUUUAGGACCUUUAGAACCAUCAGAACCUUUAGGACCAUCAGAACCUUUAGGACCUUUAGAACCAUCAGAACCUUUAGAACCAUCAGAACAUUUAGGACCUUUAGAACCAUCAGAACCUUUAGGACCUUUAGAACCAUCAGAACCUUUAGAACCAUCAGAACCUUUAGGACCUUUAGAACCAUCAGAACCUUUAGAACCAUCAGAACAUUUGGGACCUUUAGAACCAUCAGAACCUUUAGGACCAUCAGAACAUUUAGGACCUUUAGAACCAUCAAAACCUUUAGAACCAUCAGAACAUUUAGGACCUUUAGAACCAUCAGAACCUUUAGAACCAUCAGAACCUUUAGAACCAUCAGAACAUUUAGGACCUUUAGAACCAUCAGAACCUUUAGAACCAUCAGAACAUUUAGGACCUUUAGAACCAUCAGAACCUUUAGGACCAUCAGAACCUUUAGAACCAUCAGAACAUUUAGGACCUUUAGAACCAUCAGAACCUUUAGAACCAUCAGAACCUUUAGGACCAUCAGAACCUUUAGGACCGUCAGAACCAUCAGAACCAGAGGACGUUAGUGUUCAAUGACACCGGAUUCUUUGUCACUUUAUGGAAAAAAACCAAAUGUCUGAAAUUUUACCUGAAUUUGUAUAAAAUCAGUCAAAUAAAGUGAAUUUUUGUUUUUCA